UGCACUACUUAGAGUGUAAGAGGAAUAGAUUUUUACGGCAUAUCUAGUGCACUACAUGCUAAAUUGAGAUUGUGCCUUUGAUUUCUGUAUGAAUGCUUUGGCAGUAUGGUGGCGCUUUAGGAGGCGUUUAUGGCGAAAGAUGUUUUUUUUUUUUUUUUGUGAAUUUCCAUAUAAGAAAUAUCUCAGACGCGGCCGUCGAGUCAAUUAGGUAGCUAUAACGGUGUUAUAAGUAGUAUAACUAAAAUAUUUUGUAAUUACUUUGUAAUAAUAUUUACUAUUUAGAUUCUUUUACACCGGGCGCGAGCUGAGCGGAAGGGAAGUCAGCAUGGGGCCGUGGCUUUAAUAAGGCUGUGGCUAAUUAGUAUUUAAUUAAUGAGUGUGCAGUUGAUCAUCUUUAGCUUUCCCCUGGUUGAGACCUGAAGCGGACACCGGACAUGGCGUCUGACACUCAGCUGAUGUUGAGCGUAGGGUUGAUCGAGAAGGACGUGAACGCAGACACGCUGUGGGUUUGGUGUUUCCCAGCAGUCAACACCGAGUUUCGGGAUCUGCUGAUGCGGAAGUGCUGUUUGUCGCGUGACUCCGAGGAGCUGCACGCUUUCGUGUUCGGGCAGUACCAGCGCACCUGGUACUACCUCACCUCCACUGAGGUCCAGGAGCCCACCGCCCUCAAUAAGGUUACACAUUUCUGUAUAGUUAUUACAGCAAAGGAUUUUAACCCAGAAAAGUAUGCUGCAUUUAGCCGAGUUCUGCGUAGGGUGUACAUGAAGCAUGGCACUCCAGUGAAGAUGAUGGAAGGCUACAUUGCAGUUCUAACAAAGGGCAUUUGUCAGAGCGAUGAGAACGGCUCCUUCCUCAUCAAGGACUAUGAUGUUAGGAAAGCCUAUUUGGCUGGAUCCAUUAAAGAUGUUGUGUCUCAGUUUGGAAUGGAGACCAUUAUCCUGUACACAGCGCUGAUGCUGAAGAAAAGGAUUGUGAUCUACCAUCCUCGUGUCGAGGCUCUGCUAGAGUUUACAAGAGCACUUCCAACCCUGACAUGGCAUCGGAAAGACUGGUCUAUUCUCCACCCUUAUGUCCAUCUGGAGGACAGAGAGUUGGACAACCUCAGAUCAUGUACAGGAUAUGUGGCAGGCUUUGUUGAUCCUGAGGUCAUCAACAGAUCAGAUCUCUUUGAUGUUUUUGUGCGUCUCCCAGACAGCGAAAUCACCGUAGCUCAACAUGCAAAAGAGGCCAUGGCUAUGGGGAAACUGCAUAAGGAAAUUGGCCACUUGAUUGUCCAGUCUGCAGAAGAUGCUGAUCGCACAGACGCUCAAGUUACCAAGGAUAUCUCUGUAAAGACAAAGGAGAUCCUUAACAACUUGGCGUCCCUCGCUGAGGAAGGGGACGACACAAAGCUCACGUUGGACUCACUGAAGCGACGUCAUCUUCCUCCAGCGACCGAGAACUUCCUCUUCCACUUAGCUGCAGCUGAGCAGCUCCUGAAGAUCUAAAUAAUCCAGUUCCCUAUGACUUGAUGAAAUCGAGGCAAGCCUAAUGAAGGAAAUCACCAUGUGAUCAUAUGACUUGUAAAUGCUUGUAAGGACGAAUUCGCAAAACAAGUUUUAUAGCGAUUUUAUGAUGUUCUAUUCACAUUCAGUGACCAAGACCAUGGUUGUACAAUGUACAUGUACACAUUUUUACGGGAUCAAUCUAAACUUGAACACAGUCUACAUGGAGAGUAUUUUGUGGUAGCACUUCAUUAAAUAGUUUAUAUAGAUUUUUAUGCCAAUACAAUGGUUUAAAAAAAAAAAAAAAAAAAGGUACCAGGAAGCUAAUAAUAAGAUAAAGAUAAUAGCGAUCAUCUGUUUCUCACAGCCUUGACAAGCUCUUUAUUUUUACCCAAAACCUUUUUUUUUUUCUUGCCCGACAUCUGCCUAAAAGAGCACUUGUGCCAAAAAUAUUCCAUAUGCACUUUCCAUAUUUGUAAUUGUUUUCUUAAAUGAUACUAGUGUCUUUUCAAACAUGAUAGUUCUAAUGGCAUUAAAAUGAAAGCCCAGUGUAAAGCUCUCUAAAGAUAUUUCAGUGUAAAAUUAACAAUGUACCAAUAGCAAUAUUUUGUAAAAACCCGUUCUGUCUAAGAUGCAAAUAUUUCACACAUGAAUCUGUACCAUUUCCCAAGAGUUAUGGUUUUAUUAUGUACUGCUUGUUUGACAUUAAUUGAGAAUAUGGCUGUACACGAGCAGUGCUGCAUCAGUGAUCGCAGUUCAUCUACAGUGCUGAGAACAGUGCAGACCAAACUACCAGCACAGUCCUGAAAAAAGUGCUGCGGUUUCAGUAAUUCCACUAAACUUGGUAUACGCCACUGAAAGUGUAGUGGGGUGUUACAUUUGUUCAGAUGAACUGCAUGUGCAAAGGCAGCAAUCAGUACUCGGUGUAAUCAGUACUACUUUCAAAAUAGUAUUUUUUCAGUCAGGUUUCCAUACAGAAGCUCAUUAGGAAUCUCACUUAGGAAGCUCACUUGAUAUGAUAUAAAUGUUGCGAGUGCUGGUCUUUAAGGUCUGUUAGAGUCCUCUGUGGUAAAACAGCUCCCCAUCAUCUGUUAAACUUUGCAGCUCUUUUUCUACGUGCUCCUUUUUAAUCUAAAAACAGCAGAAAUAAAAUGACAUUUAACACAUACAAAACCA
This is a messenger RNA of Silurus meridionalis, 2660 nucleotides long. It is a transcript of the gene dennd10, whose product is annotated as DENN domain containing 10. Gene Ontology annotation, molecular function: guanyl-nucleotide exchange factor activity; small GTPase binding. The record is from RefSeq and is a predicted model, not a curated record. The transcript has 9 exons. The coding region runs from base 435 to 1487 and encodes 350 amino acids. NCBI's taxonomy places the organism in Eukaryota, Metazoa, Chordata, Actinopteri, Siluriformes, Siluridae. Gene Ontology annotation, cellular component: late endosome. Gene Ontology annotation, biological process: protein transport; regulation of early endosome to late endosome transport.